AAAACAUUCCGUAGUUUCGGUCGGAUGAUCUGAAAACACUGUCAUAAUUCGCAUAAACAAUAUAACAUCGUAUUCGGGAAAAAAUUGCUCCAUUGAUACUAUAUCUUCUAAAUUUUGACUUGACAUGGUGUUAUCAAUGGAUCGCUGGAGAGGCAAGGUUGCCAUUGUCACUGGAGCAAGUUCAGGUAUCGGAGCAGCAAUUGUGAUGAGGCUUGUAGAAGACGGAAUGGUGGUUGUUGGACUUGCGAGGCGUCUGGACCGUAUGAAAGACCUUGAACAGCAAUUACACACGUCAAAGGGAAAAUUCCAUCCUUAUCAAUGUGACAUGUCCGUGGAGUCCGACAUACUGAGUUCAUUCAAAUACGUGACUGAAAAUAUAGGACCCGUCCAUGUAUUGAUAAACAACGCAGGUUGUUCUUUCAAAUCCACCUUGGCUGAGGGGGAUACUGAAAAGUGGAAGACAACUAUAGACGUGAAUGUUCUAGGGCUCUGCAUCGCAACUAGGGAAGCGGUCAAGGAUAUGAAGAAAAAUCAUAUCGAUGGUCACAUCAUCCACAUCAAUAGCAUAUUGGGGCAUAGACUACCAGUGUUGGAAGGACUGAAUAUAUAUCCCGCAACAAAACACGCAGUAACAGCUCUAACAGAAACAUUGAGACAAGAGAUCAACAAGAUGAAGUUGAAAAUAAGGAUUACGAGUAUCAGUCCUGGUAUUGUGACAACUGAUUUUUUCACAUCUGGAAAUCAUCAAAGUAUCAAGAAACAAGUUGAGGACAAUGAUAUGCCUUUCCUUUCUCCAGAAGAUAUUGCUGAUGGAGUUCAUUAUACCUUAUCAACACCUGCCGGAGUUAACGUGCUUGAGUUGACGAUAAAACCAGUGAAUGAGUUAUUAUAGUGGACUGAAUGUUCACAGUAGCAAAAAUGUCGGUAACCAGAUAAUAAUUUUUUCUCAAUGCAUCAGUUCUAAUACAAUAUGUUAAAUAAACUGAAAGAGUUU
This is a messenger RNA of Leptinotarsa decemlineata (Colorado potato beetle), 994 nucleotides long. RefSeq names its product farnesol dehydrogenase. Lineage: Eukaryota; Metazoa; Arthropoda; Insecta; Coleoptera; Chrysomelidae. Gene Ontology annotation, molecular function: oxidoreductase activity. The record is from RefSeq and is a predicted model, not a curated record.